ACAACAAUCUCCCAUGGCUUCUCUAUCUCUCCUGCAUGGAGGGUCCCGCAGGCUCCGGACCUCCUCUGCCAGUAUCUCUUAUGAUGGAAGACCCAGGAUUGUGUCUUCAGCACCAGAGUUCAGUUUACCUCUGGACCAUGGGUCUAACGAAAAGGAGGUGAUGCAAAACCUUAACAAUCGGCUGGCCAGUUACCUGGACAAGGUUUGCGCUCUGGAGAAAUCAAAUAAGCAACUGGAGAUCCAAAUUCGAGAAAAACUAUCAGUAGGUACUGCAGUAAGGAAAGACUACAGUGAUCAGUUCAACCUGAUUAAUACCCUCAGAAAGAAGAUUGCAGAUUCAAUCUCUGAGAAUACAAAGCGCCUGUUGGCUAUUGAUAACAGCAAACUAGCAGCAGAUGACUUCCGGGAGAAGUGGACCACUGAAUCUGCACUACGUCAGUCGGUGGAGAGAGAUAUGGUCUCACUGAGAAAAGCAAAGGAAAAUCACGAAUCUCUAAAUGACAGUCUGAGAGCCGAUCUAGGCACUCUGGACAAUGAGCUGCUGACUUUAAAGAAUGACCACAAACAGGAACUUGCAGCUCUCAAGGAGUCACUGGCGAAAGGAAAGAUCGAAGUUGCUGUUGAUGCUGCCCAAGGACCUGACCUCAACUCUGUUUUGUCUGAAGUCCGUACACAGUAUGAAGACAUUAUAAGGAAAAAUAAAGAGGAAGCAGAUGAUCUGUUCCAGACUCGGUAUGAAGCUGUGACUCUGCAGCUGUCAAAGGAAGAUGAAGAAGUUAAGAGGACACAAGCUGAAUUGCGGGAGAAACGACCUCUGAUACAGUCACUACAGCUGGAAUUAGAGAACGCAGGAAACCAGGUAAAUGCCCUAAGACGAGAUAUUGAUGAAACCGAGCUCAGAAACAAGAAGGAAAUGGAGAAAUUGCAAGGUCACUUAUCUUUGGUAGAACAGGAGCUGUCUGAGAUAUUAAGAACUGUACAGAACAACAAACUGGAAUAUGAAGCCUUGUGGAAAAUUAAAGAGACCCUAGAAGCUGAAAUCAUUGAAUAUCGGCGUUUACUAGAUGGAGAACCUGAAGAGAUCAUCAUACCUGAACCACGGCAACCAGAUAUUAGAACCAAAAAGAUUGUAAAAACGGUCACACAGACGCUUGUGGAUGGAAAGAUUGUUGGUGAAUCGAGUGAGGUGGAGGAGUAUGAGCAUGCCGAGAAGGAAAACCAACCAACACGGCCAUCGGCUGUGCCACAUGGAUAUUAGUCUUGCAGCAGGGUGAUCUAGAGCAGCUUCUAUUCUCUUUGGCCACAACAGCUGCUGUAUGAUUAUUUAUUAUUAUAUGCUUAACUGUGACCUGCUUGAUGGGUAUCAUGGGAGAUGUAUCUGAACAGGGUUGGAAAGGAUGACCAUUCCUUGCUAUGUACUGUAUUUGUAAUUGCAUAAUCUAAUUUUCUACACAUUUUAAAAAGAGAUAUGGAACCCUUCCCUGCUAAUCUGACUAUCCCACAAGGACUUCUGUGGUUCAGAAAGUGCUUAUCUCAGUGGUGUUGCUUUAUGCCAAGUAUUUUUGUGUCUUUUCUACUAAAUGGACAUUUAAUGUGAUAUAUAUUUAUAAUAACUAUUUUUAUGUAAUUAUAUGGUGGGGGCAUUCUAAGCCUACUAUAGAGAGGGUUUAUCUAUAGGACUGGAUGAGUCCAGGAUAUGGGAUCACAGCAUUACUGCUAGUCAUUGUAGAGCGGGAAAGGGCUUCUUUAAAAAUAAAUAAAAAAAUCAAGUCACCCACCUUUAUCUACUCUUAAACAGGACAUACAGUAUAUGAGAGACACAUGCUGCACAGUUGCAUAUGAGUCAGAGCUUAUAAGAGACAAAUGGUUUCUGAGUUAAUGCCAUGCACCCAAAGGGAUUAAGUGGCAUAUUUAUAUUUGUUACUAAAAUAAUGUGAAAUCAGGUGUUUUCACACUUUUUUCACAUUAUUCUAGUAUCACUUAAAUGUAUCAAAGGGCUUUUGGAGGAGUUGUCAAAAACUCCACCAAGCACUUACAUUUGCAUUCCUUCAGUAAGAAGAUCUUAUAAUUGUAAUUGUAAAUGCAGUCUGUUUCAGAUUUACUAAAAUAACUUGUGAAAAAGUAUUGGGGGGAAGGAGGAGGGGGGCUAGCAAUAAUAACAUAAUCUACAGAAGGCGUUAUUAGGGCUUUGGUCUAUUUACCCCACUCAUGUUCUGCACUUACCUGCAUGCUGACAGGCAGAGCAGAGCCUGGAGCCAUCUUCAGUGAUCAGCCUGUGUGUCUGAUAGAUAGUGCUUAAAGUGGUCCUACAGAGGUGGUGGAACUCACCUCCCACCCCACGGCGCCCACGUAACAAAGGUAUUGCAAAAAAAAUGGGCGUGGUCUCAAAAAGAAAGGGGCGUUGUCACAGAAUAGUUAUAAUGCCCACAGUAGUAGCACCCCGUAAUACGCAGUAGCGCUUCUUAUACAAUGCCCACAGUAGUAGUGCUCCUUAUGCAAUGUCCACUGUACUGCUAGUGCCCACAGUGGUAGUGCACCUUAUAUAAACUCCAUAGUAGUGGUGUCCCUUAUGCAAUGCCCGCAAUAGUAGUGCCCCUUAUGUCCCCAGGAGUGAUGCCCCUUAUGAAAUGCCCCCUUUAUAAUGCCCUCAUUAGAAGGGCCCUCAGUAGUAAUGCCCUUAAUGGUAAUGCCCCUGUGUAGUAUUGCCCCCAGUAGUAAUGUUGCCUGUAGUAAUGCCCCCAGUCAUUUAGCCCCCUGUAGUCUAGCCCUAGUAGUUAUGCCCCCAGUGGUAAUGCCCCUGCAGUUAUGACCCCAGCAGAUUACCCCCCUUUAGUUUAGCCUCCCAGUGGUAAUGCCCCCAGUAGUUUAGCCCCAGUAGUUUGCCUGCUUGUAGUUUAGCCGCCAGCAAUAAUGCCCCCCUGUAGUUUGCCCCUUUGCAGUUUAGCCCCUGCAGUUAUGCCCCACUUGUAGUUUAGCCCCCAGUAGUAAUGCCCCCUGUAGUUAUGCCCCUGUAGUUACGCCCCCAGUAGUAAUGCCCCUGUAGUUAUGCCCCCAGUAGUAAUGCCCUCCUGUAGUUAUGCCCCCAGUAGUAAGGCCCUCCUGUAGUUUGCCCCUGUAGUAAUGCCCUCCUGUAGUUUGCCCACAGUAGUUAGCCCCUUUGUAGUUUGCCCCCUUGUAGUUUGCCACCAGUAGCUUGCCCCCUUGUAGCUUGCCCCCUGUAGUUUGCCCCCUUGUAGUUGGCCCCCAGUAAUAAUGUCCCCCAGUAGAUGCCCCCCAGUAGUAAUGCCCUCCUGUAGUUUGCCCCCAGUAGUAAUGCCCUCCUGUAGUUUGCCCCCAGUAGUAAUGCCCUCCUGUAGUUUGCCCCCAGUAGUUAGCCCCUUUGUAGUUUGCCCCCAGUAGCUUGCCCCCUUGUAGUUGGCCCCCAGUAAAUAUCCCCCAGUAGUAAUGCCCCCAGUAGUAAUGCCCCCAGUAGAUGCCCCCCGAGUAGUUUGCCCCCAGUAGAUCCCCCCAGUAGUUUGCCCCCUGUAGAU
Molecule: messenger RNA, 3530 nt
Organism: Pseudophryne corroboree (corroboree frog)
Lineage: Eukaryota; Metazoa; Chordata; Amphibia; Anura; Myobatrachidae
Product: keratin, type I cytoskeletal 18-like
Exons: 8
Coding region: 14-1258 (414 amino acids)
Cellular component (GO): cytoskeleton
Molecular function (GO): structural molecule activity
Source: RefSeq, a predicted model, not a curated record